UCUUGGUGAGAGAGAGAGAGAGCAAACUGUGCACGGGGAGGGAGCCAGGGAGCUACAGGGAACCAGGACGCCGCUGUGUUGUUAUGCCAAAACACUCAGCUGCGGCUUGUCAUACCCAAGUGUGUAUGACAGCCUGUGUGGUGACAUGGUGGUGUCUGUGGCUGACUGUGGCAGGCAUGGAGGUCUGGGGAGGAGGAGAGGAUGGGGAAAGAGGAGGAAGAGAGGAGAGGUCCCUUCAGCAAAUCCCCUUAGGAACCUCAGGAUUUCCCUUACCUGUGGAUAUUGACCCCAUUCCUUCAGGCCCCAGAGAACAGAUCAACCAAGUGACAUCCUUCAUUGAUGGGUCGGUGAUCUACGGGUCCAGCAAGGAGGAGAGUGACGAGCUGCGUGCCUUCUCUGGCGGCCUCCUCAAGGUGCAGCGCGGCCCGGCAAACACCCAGAUCCUCAUGGCCGACACCAACCAGAUUGACUGCAAGACCUCAGGAAGAUUCAAAGCCAGGUCACGCAAGACUCGGGCAGCAGACGGCCAGCUCAAAGACAUCGAGUCAGGUUCCCCAAACAACGUACUGGAUUUGAUGGAGGUUCUGCCUAACACUGACGUCAGCGAUAUCACGGAAAUUCCUAGCGUGUUUGAGCGUGACGACCAGACACUGCCCUGCGACCACACUUUGCGUUUCCGCACAGCUACAGGGUGGUGCAAUAAUCUUAACUUCCCGUCCUUCGGCAAGUCGUUCAGGGCAAAAAGUCGACUCCUACGUCCUUCUUAUGAAAACGGUCUGUCUAAACCUCGCGUCACUUCAGUCACCGGCAAGCCUCUCCCUUCCCCUCGGCUCAUUUCCACCAACAUGCACAACGACGUGUCUGCACCGCAUGUCCGCUAUACCCUAAUGGUCAUGCAGUGGGGCCAGUUUAUUGACCAUGAUAUUAUUUUCACCCCCAUCAACAAAGGUUUCCAAGACUCGAUUCUGGAUUGCCGCAGAUGUGACUCUCCCCAGACAGUCCACCCUGAGUGUUUCCCCAUAGCCAUUCCUCAGAACGAUCCAUUUUUCCCUCCUGUCAAUAUAUCAUCUGGCCAGCCAUUCUGCAUCCCCCUGACCCGCUCCAUGCCAGGCCAGCUGACUCUAGGCUACCGGGAGCAAAUGAACCAAGUGACUGCCUUCAUCGACGCCUCUCACACCUAUGGCUCGGACAAGUGUGAGCAGCAGCAACUGAGGACCAAGUCAGACGGCAUGCUACGAGGCACACCCAACCCCCUGCGAGGCAAAGACCUGCUGCCCACUGAGAAUGAGAACCACGAGUGUCAGGCUCCCUCUGGCCGGUGCUUCACUGGAGGAGACACCCGGGCCUCAGAGCAGCCUGGCUUGGCUGCGCUACACACUCUGAUGAUGCGUGAACACAACAGAGUGGCCGGGGAACUGAAGCGCCUCAACAAACACUGGAAUGAUGAGCAGCUCUUCCAAAAUGCCCGGCGUAUCGUGACGGCCAUCAACCAGCAUGUCACGUACAAUGAGUGGCUGCCAAGGGUGCUGGGGUGGAACGCUGUUAAUCUGUAUGAGCUUAACUUGCUGCCUGAGGGCUAUUCUGAAGAUUACGAUGCAUACUGCAACCCAACAGUGCUCAAUGAAUUUGGCAUAGCCUUCCGCUUUGGCCACUCUCUACUCAAGCCUUCCCUGGAGCGCAUGGACGGAAUAUUUGCCAAGCGCAACCCUCCUGUCAAGCUGAGCGAACACUUCUUCAACCCAGACCUACUCUACCAGCCUGGGAUGCUUGAUGAGAUCAUCCGCGGCCUGACUACUGUGUCCAUGGAGACACUGGACCAGUUCUUGACAGAUGAGGUGACCAACCAUCUCUUUGAAGACAAGCGGCAGCCAUUCUCUGGCCUGGACCUGGCUGCCCUCAACAUCCAGCGAGGCAGAGACCAUGGACUGCAGCCUUACAAUGAGUACAGGGCCCUCUGUAACCUGACCAGGGCGAGGUCGUUUGAUGACCUGCACAGGGAGAUAGCGAGGCCGGUGAUCGAGCGAAUGAAACGGACGUACGCACACGUGGAUGACAUAGAUCUGUUCACUGGUGGAUUGAUUGAGACGCCGCUGCACGGUGGACUGGUCGGUCCCACGUUCGGCUGCAUCCUCGGCAUUCAGUUCAGGAACCUCCGCUGCUGUGACCGGUUCUGGUAUGAGAAUGCUGACCCACUUGUGCGCUUCACCGACCCUCAGCUCACUGAAAUAAGAAAGGUGGGUCUUCCUUGGUGGUGGUGGUGGUGGUGGUAGUAACAGUAGCAGUAG
Scylla paramamosain (green mud crab) is the source of this 2285-nucleotide messenger RNA. Its product is annotated as peroxidasin-like. Gene Ontology annotation, molecular function: peroxidase activity; heme binding. The record is from RefSeq and is a predicted model, not a curated record. The transcript has 10 exons. The coding region runs from base 84 to 2270 and encodes 728 amino acids. NCBI's taxonomy places the organism in Eukaryota, Metazoa, Arthropoda, Malacostraca, Decapoda, Portunidae. Gene Ontology annotation, biological process: response to oxidative stress.